CGCCCGAGUCCUAACGUAGCGUACCCUUCCCCUCUGCGCUACACGAAAACCCGGAUCGCUUGGGACGUGCGCGCGGUAGAGCUGCGCGCUAACGUGCGCCUUCUCCGUCCUCCAUGGUUCCCUUCCACGACCUCCGCCGCCUCGCCAGUGGCGUCGCCCUCGUCGCCCUCGAGGCCGCCAAGCGCUCCCGCGCCGUCGAGGCCGCCCGCUCCGGCGACGUCGCCGGAACCCUAACGAGCGCCGUCCUCGCGGCCACCGACCUCGCCGGACUGACGAAAGGGACGAUCCGCGAGGUCUCCGCCGCCCCCGCGCCCGCGCCCGCGCCCAGAGACUCCGUCGUCUACUUCUCCGGCGACGCCCCCGGCGCGAAGCCCUCGCCGGCGACCCGGCCGGAUCUCGCCGGAGAUUCCCCGAUCUCUGAGGCUUCGGCUGCUCCGGAGGUGGAAGCGAGCGUUUCCGGAUCGGAGGAUGCGAAAGACGCUGGGUUUGGCGGCGAACUCGGGCAUUCGCGUGGAGUUGAUGAGGAAAGAGAUCAUGUUGCUGAGGACAACGCAAGGGAAAGAAACAAUGAUGGUGCUAGUGGUCAUGGAGGAGAAAGUAGCCGUGUAGGUGUUGUUGCGGCGGAGAAGAAGCGGCGGCGGCUGCGGGAGAGGAGAGUCCCAUCAACCCCAUUCAGCAGAGCUCUUGGGUUCGCCGGUCUGGGUGCUGGUCUUGCGUGGGGCACAAUACAAGAAUCUGCAAAGAGGAUUAUGUAUGGAAUGCCCAAAACGGAUGACAAAAGAUCUACCGUUUCUCCCUUCUUAUCGGACCAAAAUGCAGAGCGUUUGGCUCUUGCAUUGUGUAGAAUGCGAGGAGCAGCCCUGAAGUUGGGCCAGAUGUUGAGCAUCCAGGAUGAGUCUCUCGUGCCGGCACCGGUAUUAGCAGCUCUAGAUAUAGUUCGUCAAGGUGCUGAUGUAAUGCCAAGGAGCCAGCUUAAUGCUGUGCUAGAUGCUGAACUAGGCCCUGGCUGGACAUCUAAGUUGAGAAGCUUCGAUUAUGAGCCUCUAGCGGCAGCAAGCAUUGGACAGGUCCACCAUGCUGUCAUGAAGGAUGGUUUGGAAGUUGCAAUGAAAAUUCAGUACCCUGGUGUUGCCGACAGCAUAGAAAGUGAUAUUGAGAAUGUGAAGCUACUGCUGAACUACACGAAUCUGAUUCCAAAAGGUCUUUUCCUGGAUAGAGCUAUUAAGGUGGCAAAAGAGGAGCUGUCCAGGGAAUGUGAUUAUUUGCUGGAAGCUAGAAAUCAAAAACGGUUCAGAGAGCUGCUAUCUGAUAGUGAAGGCUUUUAUGUUCCUUUGGUCAUUGAUGAAAUGUCUAGCAGAAAAGUGUUAACAACAGAGCUUGUUUCAGGAAUUCCUAUUGAUAAGGUGGCACUACUUGAUCAGGAAACACGCAAUUUUGUCGGGAGAAAAUUGCUGGAGUUGACUUUGAAGGAGCUUUUUGUGUUCCGAUUCAUGCAGACAGAUCCCAAUUGGAGCAACUUCCUUUAUGACGAGGCUUCAAAGAUUAUCAAUCUGAUUGACUUUGGUGCAGCUUGUGAUUUCCCAAGGAGUUUUGUUGACGACUAUUUGCGAAUGGUAGUUGCAUGUGCAAACAGUGACAGAGAUGGUAUAAUCGAGAUGUCCCGCAGGCUCGGCUUUAUAACAGGGCAGGAAUCGGAAGUAAUGUUGGACGCUCACGUCCAAGCGGCCAUUAUUGUUGGCCUGCCCUUCUCCAAACCGGGUGGCUACGACUUCUGUGCGAACAACAUCACGCCAAGCAUCUCCAAUCUUGGGGCGACGAUGCUGAAGCAUAGGCUGACCCCGCCACCCGACGAGGCCUACAGCCUCCACCGAAAGCUCUCUGGUGCGUUUUUGGCUUGCAUCAAGCUCAGGGCCGUCGUGCCCUGUAGAGAGCUUUUGCUACAUGUUCAUAGGGAGUACAAAUUCAGCGGCGAUCAGACGGAGGUUUUGUCCACUGCAGCGUCAUGAUUAGGAAUCCGCAAUAUUUAUCUGCAUUUGUUGUACAAUAGUUUGUUUAAUAAUGUGCGGCCCAAAAUAGGUCAUUCUUGAGAGGGCUUUUUGCAAAAUUAGGCACUUUUUUGUUUUUUUAAACCUUAUAUAGGAAGUGUUAUUCUUUUUGCGGCGAUGAAAAACGAAGAGGUCAUAUAAGAAAAACAGCAAGCUGCUAUUGUUUGUUUCAGGCAGCUGGUUGGAAAAGCAUCUCUACAGUUAUUUUCCUUCUGAUUCCAGAUCUGCUGUGUUUUUUAUUGUUGAUUAUGAGAUGGCAGAAUUUCAACAUAUAGAGGACUGCAGAGUUUUGAAUUC
This is a messenger RNA of Ananas comosus (pineapple), 2342 nucleotides long. RefSeq names its product protein ABC transporter 1, mitochondrial. Gene Ontology annotation, biological process: ubiquinone biosynthetic process. NCBI's taxonomy places the organism in Eukaryota, Viridiplantae, Streptophyta, Magnoliopsida, Poales, Bromeliaceae. Gene Ontology annotation, molecular function: kinase activity. The record is from RefSeq and is a predicted model, not a curated record. The coding region runs from base 114 to 2006 and encodes 630 amino acids. The transcript is spliced from 8 exons.